AUCGGGAAUCAACAUGAUCAAACAUAUCAUCUUUCUCAUGAAUAAUUUUCUCAAAACGGACUUGUCUAGAUUAACCCUAAAUACUUCAAACCAUACCAAGAUAUAAAACACAUCUUUUCGCUCAAUUUGCCAGUUUUUGGUUCCUUACUAUCUGUCACGAUGUCUAACAGAAACAAGAUCAACUUGCCCCCAAUCUCUGACAUCUUGUUGAACCACCCCCAGGGCCCUGUGCCUGUGGGCUCUGCGAGUCCAUUGGCCGCUGGCGCCUAUGCUCCAAGUCGUCCUGCCCAAUCGCCACCAGUUCUCCCACCAUUAUCUCGCCAGAACUCACACUUGCCCCUGCCCAUGCCACAGCCUCAGGCUGCUGCCCACCAGUACAAGUACUACGACUACUACUACGGCAACUCCUCGCAGGUGCCCUACCCACAACCAAACUACUACAACACACCUCCCUACACUGGCGGACAAUAUUACGCGCCACCAUAUGGUGCCAGACCUGCGCAGUCGUUGAGCUUUGCGCCUAAGCAACCAGUGAUGGCAGCCAAUGCCACCCCUUCAGGACACAUAUUGGCCAGAUCACCCCUCUCCAACAACGCCUCGCCUGUUUACACGAACGACGUGACGCCACCCCCUCUCUCGUUGAGACACUCGUACAAAGGCGUGCCCAGCGCCAAGAUGACCAGUCCCAGCGAGGAAGACGACCAGGACGACGACUCGUCGGCCAGAUCGGACUCGGACUCGUCACCCAGCUCGAGCUCGGUGCUCCAUGGCGGGUCCAAGCGCAAGACCAGAAAUAACUUGCCCAAGGAGACUACCUACAUCUUGCUCAAGUGGUUGAACGACCACUUGAACCACCCAUACCCCAACUCGUUCGAAAAGAACCAAUUGAUGAUUUCUACAGGCUUGAAUCAACAGCAAUUGAGCAACUGGUUUAUCAACGCGAGAAGAAGAAAGAUUAAGAGUUUAAAGGAACAAAGACGCUUAAACUUGGUAUGACUUCACUUACGACACAUUUUUAAUUCUGCUUCAUAUUACUAUUGUUACUUGGUGGUCCGGAUAUAUACUUAUGGGAUAUUCUAAUAUAUUUUUUCGCAAGGAUU
This is a messenger RNA of Suhomyces tanzawaensis NRRL Y-17324, 1100 nucleotides long. RefSeq names its product transcription factor CUP9 (gene CUP9). Gene Ontology annotation, biological process: regulation of DNA-templated transcription. The transcript has a single exon. The coding region runs from base 160 to 996 and encodes 278 amino acids. Gene Ontology annotation, molecular function: DNA binding. NCBI's taxonomy places the organism in Eukaryota, Fungi, Ascomycota, Pichiomycetes, Serinales, Debaryomycetaceae. The record is from RefSeq and is a predicted model, not a curated record.